Molecule: messenger RNA, 1019 nt
Organism: Polistes dominula (European paper wasp)
Lineage: Eukaryota; Metazoa; Arthropoda; Insecta; Hymenoptera; Vespidae
Gene: ave
Product: sterile alpha motif domain-containing protein aveugle
Biological process (GO): cell surface receptor protein tyrosine kinase signaling pathway
Cellular component (GO): cytoplasmic side of plasma membrane
Molecular function (GO): protein binding
Source: RefSeq, a predicted model, not a curated record
GUUUAACCUAAACAGUACCUGGAAUUUUAUACUCUUCUCAAGGUUUAAAAAAUAAUAAUGGAAAAUAAAUUUAAAAUAUUAAUUUUUUUUUAUUUAUCUUAGGAAACUUUAAUCUGUAAAACAGUAAUAAAGGUGUUUUAGUAAUACAAAUACAGAGGGCGUAUAUUUACGUCUUUCGUAUACAUUGAUGAACUUGUAAAGGCGUAUAUAGUAUACGCCAAUAGCAAGGAAAGGAUUAAAGUUUGAUUUGGUUUAAUUUGUGCUUAUUAAUUAUAAUUAACGUUAUUUCUUUAAAUCUUAUUUUUUUAAUUAAACAUUUCUUUAAUAAAUUUAUUUUUUUAAUAUUUACUUUAAAAUAUUGUGCAUUUAUUUAUGGAAUUAAUCAUUCAGUAAAAAAUAAGGCUUUGGAACUAAAAUGGUAGAAGAAACAGUUAAUUCUACGAAUAAACCAAAAGUUAAAACUGCUCGGCCUAGACCAGUGUAUUUAUGGAAUGUAUUAGAUGUCCAGAAAUGGUUACGGAGACAUUGUAGUGACUAUUAUCAGUUAUAUCAUGAAAAAUUUCUUUAUCACGAUAUUACGGGAAGAGUACUUUUGAGGAUAAAUGAAAAUAUUUUACUAAGGCUUGGAAUUGAUAACGAACAACAUAGAAUGGAUAUAUGGAGAGAGAUUAUGAAGCUGCAUCUUAAGACUGACAUGUUAGAAAUAAGAGAUAUAGAGCGUCGUAACAAUGUAAAUUUUGACUGAAAUAGGAGGUGUAUAUAUAUAUAUAUAUAAUAUAUAUAAAAUAACUUAUAGCAUUGUUUGGUUGAGUUUCUAAAUUGGAUUUUUUUCAAAUCUCUCUUAAUUUUAUUGAUUUUAUAUUUUCUGUACAUAUUUAUUGACUAGAAAUAUUUUAGAAAUACUUUAGUAGUGUAUCAUUUAUUUAAUUUAUAUUUACGCUUAUAUUCUAUCCACUUAUUACAAGUACGAGUACAAGUAUAAUCUGAUUCUCAUUAAUAAUUUCAAUAUCACAUAGAAA